Molecule: messenger RNA, 3439 nt
Organism: Astyanax mexicanus (Mexican tetra)
Lineage: Eukaryota; Metazoa; Chordata; Actinopteri; Characiformes; Acestrorhamphidae
Product: golgin subfamily A member 6-like protein 22
Exons: 11
Coding region: 424-3039 (871 amino acids)
Source: RefSeq, a predicted model, not a curated record
AGAAUCUUUUUGCAGGAAUAGUGAAUAAAAAUUCUUAGCUGCUAUAAAACCAGUGUAUAUUUUGCAGUGAUAGUAAACAUCGUUUCUCACUCUAUAAUUCCUCUCUAGUUAGUGAAUGAAGGGUGCAAACCAAAGUACAGUAGAGCUGCUAUCAGCCCAGUGCACAUGGUGAAGAGAGAGAGACUGAAACGGGUGUGUCAUAUCCAGCUCUUCCCAGCAUGAGGUGUGUCUCUCUUACUGUGGACAUGUGUCUGUUUUCUGCCUGUAUUUUCAAGUGUCGCCAUUUAGGCUUCAGCAUCUGAUCUAACAAGAUGGCUUCUGUUAAUGCUUGUCUGAUUCAGUUAACAUUUGCAGUCUGAUAUUUACAUCAUCAGAGGAAACUAACAUCAGAUACCAGAGGCCGCCCACUGGAUUAUUACCAAAAUGAGCUUCCCUUUGGAACUUCUGUUGGUUCUUCUAGGCUUUUCUGGCAUGUGGCAGAGGACAGAUGGUCAGACAUUAGGUAAACCUGUGCUCUUGGGUCCUCCUGAGGCUGUUUUAGGCACUGUAGAGGAGUUUUUCUGUGAGUUGGAUAAAGUCCCUGGAGGCCUGUCUGUUCUGUACAGGCUCUUAAAGGAAGGUAAUUUCUCGAAGACUUUUGGGCACUACAGUGCCCACACUGGAGAGCCUGGCAAAUUUCCCAUCCUAGUCAAACAUACCCAUGAUGGAAGAUUCAUAUGUGAAGCCAGUGCACAAAACAACACAGAGGUCACUCCCUCAUUCAGUGACCCAAAACGCUUCAAAGUUAUUGAAAAGGCAGAAGCUGCACGCAUCACAUCAGAACCAGAUUCUGAAGUAUUCUGGGAAGGAGAAAGUGUGACCCUGCAGUGCAGUGUGAUCAGUGGAACCUACCUCUCCUAUGAAUGGCAGCUGAAUGAUUCGCUGGUUGUGCAUCGCUAUAACAGAUCCCGGGGUCAACUGACCAUCCAGAGGCUCUCCACCAGUGACAGUGGUGUAUACAGCUGUUCGGCUUCAAACCACUUUAAUGGUUCUCUCUAUUCCACCAGCACCACCGCCUUGGUAGUGCGGGUUAAAGAGCAACUGUCAGAACCUGAAAUCUCAUUUCAAGUUAUUGAAGAUGGAAAGGGAAUUUUCAGCGCCCUGGUGACAUGCAUGUCGGAGAGAGGAACCCCACCUGUAACCAUCCACCUUCUCAAGAACAACCGCUCGCUUGCUGUGGAACACGGCCUCCGUGUUGUAUUUUCAGUGCCAAUUCAUCUGAACCAGGACAUGGGCUUGGUGCAAUGCCAGGCAACCGAUGGGACUCGAAUUAUGCACAGCAAACCACAGAACAUCACAGUGGAGACAGUUGGAGGCGCCGUGUCAAUGAAGAUUUACCGAACGGUGGAGCACGACUUCGAGAUUAUGAGCGUGUGGCUGCAGUGCAGUGUGGAGAGAGGAACCGUUCCACACUACUACUGGUUCCUCAACAACACCUUGCUGAAAAACCCAGGGCUCUUUCACUUUGUGCUCAGGCCUGAUGAUUCAGUCAUAGCAUUUAUUUUAGACCCACAAUCUACUGGCAUCUACCACUGUGAGUCUGCAAAUGCCUUUAACAACGUCACGAGAGUACAAAGCCCAAAGCGCCUGAUCAGUAAAGAAGUGAUGAACAAGGUACCAAUGAUAUGGGUGGCUGUUGUCUUUACCUGUUUCGCUGUUCUGGUUGUUGCUCUGACAGCAUGUUGUCUUUAUGGGCUGGUGUUGCGAAGGAGAACAACCGACAAAUACAGAGAUCUUAAAGAAGACAUAAUGCAGAUGAGUUACAUAUCCGACAACAUUCAGUAUGAGAAUGAGUAUGAUGAAGAAGAUGGUAAUGCUGAUGAAAUGGCUGAAGAUUUAUAUGAAGAAGAUUUGGACGUUGUAGAAGCCUCCAGGAUAGAAGACUCUGAUGAGGGUGAAGAGGAAGAUGAAAACAGUGAUGACGAACAGGAGGAAGAAACUGAAGAAUUGGGAGAAGAGCCUGAAAAACAAGCAGAUGAUACUAAAAAACAAGGUGAAGUGCCCGAAAUACAGAAGGAAGAAACUGGACAACUGGGAAAAGAGCCCACAAAACAGGAGGAAGAAACUGGAGAACAAGAGGAAGAGCCUAGAGAACAGAAGGAAAAACCCAGAGAACAAGAGGAAGUAACUGGAGAACAGGAGGAAGAAACUAGGGAACAAGAGGAACGAACUGAAGAACAGGAGGAAGAACAGAAAAAAGAACCCAAAGAACAGGAGAAAGAACCUAGAAAGAAGGAGUUAACUGGAGAACAAGAUGAAGAAACCAGAGAAUCAUAUGAUGUACCGAAAGAAAAGAAAGAAGAACCCAGAGAACAGGAGGAAGAGCCUAAAGAACAGGAGGAAGAACCUGGAGAACAGGAGGUUGAACCUGAAAAGCAGGUGGAAGAAACUGGAGAACAGGUGGACGCAACUGGGGAACAGGAGGAAGAACCUAAAGAACAAGAGGAAGAGCCUAAAGAACAGGUGAAAGGAACUGGAGAACAGGUGGACGCAGCUGGAGAACAGGUGGAUGCAGCUAGAGAACAGGAGGAAGAACCUAAAGAACGGGAAGAAGAACCUGGAAAGCAGGAGGAAGAGCCUGCAGUGCAGGAGGAAGAACCUGGAAAGCAGGAGGAAGAACCUAAAGAACGUGAGGAACAACCUGGAAAGCAGGAGGAAGAACCUAAAGAGCAGGAGGAAGAACCUAAAGAACAGGAGGAAGAACCUGGAAAGCCGGAGGAAGAUCCUGGAGAACAAAAGGAGGAACCAGGAGAACAGGAGGAAGAACCUGGAGAACAGGACGAAGAACCUGAAAAACAGGAGGACGAUCCUGAAGAGCAGGAGGAUGAACCUUUCGUGCAGGAGGAAGAACCCAUGGAAACAAAUGGAGAACAGGAGGUAGAACCUAGUGUGCAGGAGGAAGAACCUAUGGAAAUAAAUGGAGAAAAGGAGGAAGACACUGGAGAACAGGGUGAAGAACCUGACCAACAGGAGGAAGAGAGUAAUGUGAAUGAUGAAUAAUCCAAAGUCAUUGAUACCAACAAUAACUGUGAUGGACUGAUAUUAGGUUAUCUAUACUGGAAUAACAGUCAAAUAAAAACAUCCAAUCUUUGAAAACUGAUCAUAAUAAUCCGAUAUCACUGUUCUGUUAUGUAUGUUUAUUUUACACCUAGUAUAUCAGGUUCUUGUAAUGAAGUAUCUGACCAGUCUGCAGUCUGUUAGGAUGAACUUCACAAGGUGGUGCACUUGACAAAGGCCGAAUGUUGCUUUGCUCUGUAUUUUUUUCUUUCAGGUUUUCAAUUUUUUCAGGGUUUGGAAAAAUAUUGAAUUUAAGUGGAAGUUAAGUUUUAGAGUUUAAAAUUAUAAGUUGUGCUUGUGCAUUGUUAUAUGUUUUCCUAUAAUAAAAUUAUAUGGUUUCCAA